Pangasianodon hypophthalmus (striped catfish) is the source of this 3341-nucleotide messenger RNA. RefSeq names its product E3 ubiquitin-protein ligase TRIM50. Gene Ontology annotation, molecular function: protein binding; zinc ion binding. NCBI's taxonomy places the organism in Eukaryota, Metazoa, Chordata, Actinopteri, Siluriformes, Pangasiidae. The coding region runs from base 1481 to 2938 and encodes 485 amino acids. The record is from RefSeq and is a predicted model, not a curated record. The transcript is spliced from 6 exons.
GUUUGCUCAGCAUUAAAAGUCCAACACCAUGACCUUAUAUCUUAUACCAAUUUAAGACUAGCUAUAAAAAUAAAUAGCCCAGUUCACAUACAUACAUGACUUACAAGGCAUGAUUACACCCUGUAUGGCAUGCCUGUCCAUCAGAGGGCACUAUGCGCGCGCACACACAUUCAGGGACAAUUUAGAGGGCCUUGAAGCUGUGAGACGGCAACGCUACCCACUUUGCCACUCUUAAACAGAUAAUAUUGGUUUAUUUGGUCUAAUGUAUGCAAAACCUAACAAGACGGAUAGUAGUAACCCAGUUCUGCAGAAAAAACAUGCGUCUGGCAAGAGACUCACUGCAGAUUUUAGCCAGCCAGCCAUAUUUAUAGUUGCCCCCUGUAUAAAAAGUUGUGUUUUGUUUCACAAUGUGGAAACCACUUUCAAACUUUUAUACUAAUACAAAUAAGUUUUUUUAAUCAUUGGAAUUUUCCUUAAUCUCAGUAGCAGGACUAGGAAGACUAGGCUCAAUUCAUGAUCAGAUAAACUACUUAAAAGUCAAUACAUAACAAUAUGAGCAGUUUCUUUAUAUACCAUAAUGUGAGCUCACCUUCAAUGUGUGUCAAACAUGCCUAUGUAAACACAGCAGUCCUCCAAGAACCAACAAAAGUGAAAUGUACGGAGUUGAUCUGUUUACUAUGAACCUUUUACUAUGAAUUUACUAUUCGGUUUACUAUUAAUCAAACACAAAAUUCCAAAGCAAUUGUUAAUGUCCUGUAUUAAGGUGGCUUUCUGUUUUUGUAGGUCUUCUAGUUUAUUGUAAAAUAAUUUAAUAGAAAAAAAACUAGUGAGCACUAGGUGGUGAAACCCUAAAAGCUACCAAUAAAUAAGUAAAAUAACAUCCACACUGUACAUUUGAGUAAAUGUAGAGCGUAAAUGUAGAGAGUAAAUGUAAUGUUUUUACCCAUAUUCAGUUCUGAGAUGCCAGAAACCAUGUUUGAGGUAAUGUUUUAUCAUGUGCAAUGUUUGAAAUUUGCUUUUAGUUUGUAAUUUGCUUUUAGUAAUUUAAUCUCACUUACCUCUGAUAACAGCAACAUUAGUGCAGAGUCAGGAGCUUACACUGCUGUGCAAUCAGUGGCUGAUACAGUUACAAUCACUGAAGGUGACCCAUGUUGACAUGGAGUUGUGAGGUUCAAGUAUCAUUUACUAGUGCUAUGAUAGACUUGACCCUGAGUCAGAGUAGCAUUAGAACCUUUAGCUGAGGCGUUGUUGAAAACAAGGUGAGAGCAGCUCUUAUCUGAAAGGCUUUUUUGUUUAAAUCAUACCAUAUACAGAAAAGCGCCUAGUUCCUGUAACCACAUCGAGAAACACCACCAACCAGACUGGAAAGCUUAAAAACAACCAGCCGUCAACACAGUCAUGCUGAACUAGACCAAACCUCAUGUUUGAGCUCUUUUAAACCCUUGCUGCUUAAGGGUGUUUAAGGACAUCUCUGUGUCAGAUGGCCAGGCGCAGCAGUCUGGAGUCACUAGAGGAGCAACUGCGCUGCCCUGUGUGUCUGGAGAUCUUCUCUGAGCCACUCAUGCUGCAGUGUGGCCACUCGUACUGCCGUGGCUGUGUGCGCUCUAUGGACAUGGAUCCUCUGGGGCAGCUCCAGUGUCCCGUAUGUCGCUGUGCCGUGGAUGGGGACAGCCCUCCACCUAAUGUGGCACUGGCACGCAUUGUGGACGCGUUACGGGAGAUCAGUGAACCAGGUCAAGGCCCUCAAGAGACAUGCAACCAACACCAUAACCCCCUGAGUCUGUACUGUGAGGAAGAUCAGACGCUGAUCUGUGGACUGUGUGGCAGCAUCGGAAGCCACAGGGCACACAAGGUCACGCCAAUCAGCAGCGUCUACAGCCGAAUGAAGGAGGACAUUUCCUGUCUGAUGACUGACUUUCAGACACAGAAGAGAAAGCUGGAAGAGCAGAUUUGUAAAAUGGCCUACAACAAGUCUCGCAUUACAAAUGAGUCGGACGUACUGAAGUGGGUGGUGCGGAAGGAGUUUGGGGAGUUGCGACACUGUGUGGAGCUCGAGGAGGCCACCUUCAUGCAGAAGGUGGAGAACACCGCCUCUACUCUCAUCUCCUCCAUCCAGACCCAGGCUGAUCAUAUGAGCCAACUGCUGGCCAAGUUCCAGGAGGCUGAAGGCACACUGGAAGCCCUGAGCAAUGAGAGCCAUCUGGACUUUAUCACUAAAUAUGGAUCUAUUGCCCCAAGGUUUAGAGAGAGCCAGCAGAGAGAGCAGAGGAAGGAGAGGACCUACAGCUCCAUCAGCUUUAACCCAGGCUUUAAUCACAGUGACAUCAAAAUGACUGUAUGGAAGAGAUUACACAGGAGAGUUUUACCAGCUCCUGAAUGCCUGAAGUUCGACCCUCUCACAGCUCACCCCAUGCUGCAGCUCAGUGAAGAUAACACCAGUGUGGAGUGCGGAGUCCUCGUCAACCGCCUGCCCAACAAUCCUGAGCGUUUCAGCUACAGCUACUGUGUGCUGGCCAGCCGUGGCUUUUCCUCAGGCAAGCACUACUGGGAGGUCCAGGUGGGAGGGAAACCAAAAUGGAGGCUGGGGUUAAUCAAAGGGACUGCUUGCCGUAAGAGUAAGCUGCCCAAGAGUCCUGAGGGUGGAGUGUGGCUGAUUGGGCUGAAGGAGGGCCGGCUGUAUGAGGCUUUCACCACUCCUCGUGUUACUCUGCCCCUCUUGAGUCAGCCACACCGCUUGGGGAUUUUCCUGAACUAUGACAGAGGAGAGCUGACGUUUUAUAAUGCGGACAGUCCCGAUGAGCUCGGAUUCAUUUAUUCCUAUCAGGCUGAGCUGCAGGGGAAGGUCUACCCGCUGUUUGACGUGUGCUGGCAUGAGCGUGGUGCCAACAAGCUGCCAAUCUCCCUGCCACAGCCACUCACUGAAGCCUACGGAGAGUAGCCUAGAAGCAAUUACGGCUGUGGCAAUGAACCUGUAUGAUAGUUUACUGAUAGUAUACUGGUAUCUGAAAUUCUGGGGUGAAAAAACUUUAGAACUAUUCAGAGGGAAAAAUAUUUUCUAGAUUGUUUUGAUAAACUACUGAAAGUUUAAAAUAAUUUUAAUAAUAACUUAUAAUUAUUGUUAGAUUUCUACAUUUUGUCUGCUUCAUUUGUGGUAGGGAGGCCUGAAGAAGAUACCACCUGACCUUUAAUCCCAAUAUCAGGCAUGAGAAAAUCUACAAAUAGUACUGGAAUAUAAAAAGGGUGGAUUUUUACUUUUACUUCUGAAGUGAUUGACAUAAUACAUGAACUUUAAUUCAUGUAUUUUUGUAGUUAUUUUGCUAUUGUAAAAAUAAAUAAAUAAA